UUUAUUUUCAUUAAAAAAAAAGUGUAAAUUCACUUGGCCCUCCUCAACCGUCUCUUCUUCUUCUUCGUCUCUUUCGCUUCUGUCUGAAACCCUAGCUGCCAUCCCUGUUCUAUCUGAAAUACCUACUCAUCGAGCAGAACUCUGAAACCCUAUCCGCUAUCUCUGUUCUCUCAAUUUUUUAUUUUCUUUUGAUUUAGUCUUGAUAUGAAAAUAAAUUGUAUAUUACAUAUUUUUUCUUUAACUACUAUCAACAGUAGCCCAUCACUCUCUCCAGAUUAUAUACAAAUAGCUGCAAAAUCAAAGAAACUACAUUUUUUUCAAUCUCAAUUUCGAUAGAAAAAGGGUAUAUUUGUUUUUGUUUAAUUAACGGGUAGUUAAUCGGAUUUGGGUGGUGCUCUGGUAACUCUAAUUGAGUUCGGACUGGUUCGGGUAAUAGAUAUAGAUAUAUAAAUAGACUACAAUAGAUAGGUUCAUUGAUUGAAAUGGAGAAGAAGGUCGAUUUCAAAGUAUACAACACAUUGACUAAAAAUUUGGAGGAAUUUAAGCCUUUAAUCCCCGGCAAGGUUGGAAUGUACGUCUGUGGUGUCACUGCCUAUGAUUUUAGCCAUAUUGGUCAUGCACGCGCAGCUGUUGUCUUCGAUAUCCUUUUCAGAUAUCUACAGCACUUGGGUUAUGAAGUUACUUAUGUUCGAAAUUUUACUGAUAUUGAUGAUAAGAUAAUUUGUCGAGCCAAUGAUCUUGGUGAGGAUCCAUUAUCUUUAAGCAGCAGAUUUUGCGAUGAAUAUCUUGUUGACAUGGACAGUCUGCAGUGCCUCCGGCCUACACAUCAGCCUCGUGUGACUGAUCAUAUGGAACAGAUUAAGGACAUGAUCACACAGAUCAUAAAUAAUGGCUUUGCAUAUGUUGUUGAAGGAGAUGUUUUCUUUGCCGUUGAGACGUUCCCGAAUUAUGGUCAACUGUCUGGGCAGAAACUUGAAAAUACUAGAGCUGGUGAACGUGUUGCUGUUGACGAAAGAAAACGUAAUCCUGCUGAUUUUGCAUUAUGGAAGGCUGCAAAGCCUGGUGAGCCUAGUUGGGAGAGUCCAUGGGGUCCUGGCAGACCAGGAUGGCACAUAGAGUGCAGUGCAAUGAGUGCUCACUAUUUGACCUUUAAGUUUGACAUCCAUGGCGGUGGAAGUGAUUUAGCUUUUCCUCAUCAUGAAAAUGAGCUUACGCAGAGUGCUGCCGCAUGCCAAGAGUUCAAAGUGAGUCAUUGGAUGCAUAAUGGGCAUGUAACUAAUAACAAUGAGAAAAUGUCAAAGUCCUUGGGUAACUUUUUCACAAUACGUCAGGUUACUGACCGAUACCAUCCACUGGCUUUGAGACAUUUUUUGAUGAGUGCACAUUAUCGCUCUCCCCUCAAUUAUACUGUUCUGCAGCUGGAAAAUGCAUCUGACGCCAUCUUUUACAUUUGUCAGACGUUGCAAGAUUGUGAGGAGGCCUUGUCAUUGUUUGAAGAUGGAAGCCUGAAAGAGGGUGCAGGGCAGAAUGGCAAGGUGGUUGGAGUUACUGCUGAUGCCAAAAUAUGCAUCAGCAAACUACAUGAUGAGUUUGAGACUAAAAUGUCAGAUGAUUUAAGCACGUCUCAUUUGUUGACUGGUGCUUUCCAAGAUGCACUGAAGUUCAUAAACAGUUCUUUGAGCAUGCUAAAGAAGAAACAACAAAAGCAAAAACAGUUGUCAUUGGUUCAAUCCCUUACUGAAAUAGAGAAAGAAGUUAAGUUAGUCCUGGACAUUGUCGGACUGCUUCCUCCUUGCUCUUACGCUGAGGUUUUGAAGCAAUUAAAAGAAAAGGCAUUGAAGAGGGCUGAACUAACGGAGCAAGAAGUGGUGGCUCUUAUUGAGGAAAGAACAGCGGCAAGGAAAAACAAGGAUUUUUCAAGAAGUGAUCAGAUCAGGGCUGAAUUGACGGCAAAAGGAAUUGCACUCAUGGAUGUGGGCAAGGAAACAGUUUGGAGACCAUGUGUCCCUGUUGAACCAGAACAGGAGGCACCAUCUGUUGUACAAGUGCAAAACUCAUCACCACCACCUCUGUCUAGUUGAUUGAUAAGCUUUUUCGGGCCCCAACCUCUUGUUGUAGAAGAGGAAACCCCAAUUGCAAAAGAUGAUAGCUGUUACUGUUUUUAGCCUGCUAAAACCAGCAACUCAAGGAGAUUAACACAACUCAUUUUGAUUUAUACUCAUUAUAUUGUGACAAGACAGUAUGAAAUUCGUCAUAAAAUUAUGACGAUGCAAUACAGGAAUGUCGGUAACCAUUUUGUAAUCUCAUACAGUUUAAUGGGUUUUGACCUUUGAUUAUUUACCUAUGGUUUUAUGCAUGUUUAUUUCAGCUUA
Messenger RNA from Jatropha curcas, 2372 nucleotides. Its product is annotated as cysteine--tRNA ligase 2, cytoplasmic. Gene Ontology annotation, molecular function: ATP binding; cysteine-tRNA ligase activity. The record is from RefSeq and is a predicted model, not a curated record. Gene Ontology annotation, cellular component: cytoplasm. NCBI's taxonomy places the organism in Eukaryota, Viridiplantae, Streptophyta, Magnoliopsida, Malpighiales, Euphorbiaceae. Gene Ontology annotation, biological process: cysteinyl-tRNA aminoacylation.